ACACACACACACACACACUAAGAGCAAAGCUCAAGUCUUUGUCCUGCCCAGAAAGAACCUUCUUCUCUCCACUGGUUGAGAUUUCUUUCAAGAACAAAAUCAAUCAAUGGCUUCUCUCAAGAAUUUGCUCUUUCUCUCUCUACUUUUCCACUCUCUUCUCAUUAUCAAAUGCGACGAUGAAGAAGACAAUCUUCUCCAAGGAAUCAACCAGUACAGAGCAUCCUUAAACCUGACAGCCCUAAUCAAGAACGACAGAGCCGAAUGCUUAGCUGGCGAAGUUGCCGACCAAUUCAAAGGUCAACCCUGUACCAACACCACAGGCUCGGCUACCAUACCUGGCACCGAGCCUCAGUACCCCAACUUCCCUCAAUUUCUAUCAAAGUGCCAUUUGAAUGUAACCACCACACGAGACGGCCAGAUAAUGCCAGCCUGUGUUCCGAACCUAGAUCCGAGCCUAGUCAUCUCCAAUUUCACUAAAUCGCAGUACUCGGAGUAUCUAAACAGCACCAACUUCAGUGGGAUAGGAGUUAACUCGGAAGGUAAUUGGAUAGUUGUUGUUUUGACUACGAACACACCCGAGGGGAGUUACUCUGUCGGCACUAAUAAGGACAAUGGUGGGUCCCGCCUUAACCCUAUUGGCUAUUUAGUGUUUUUGCUCGUCGGAUUUUUCGUGUUACUGUGAAGUUUUAGAUUUGAUUUAAGCGUUAUACCUCGGCAUGAAUUUUUCCGUAUUUUCUCGAGUGCGAAAAUAUUCUUCGUCCGCUGUUGCUUUGUGUAACGAUUCUAUUAUUGAGAUUUUCAGAGCUAAAUUUUCGGAAAAUUUGCUAUAUUUACUUGUUGCUGUUAUGGAGCUCGUGGAUUUCGAA
Molecule: messenger RNA, 866 nt
Organism: Erythranthe guttata (spotted monkey flower)
Lineage: Eukaryota; Viridiplantae; Streptophyta; Magnoliopsida; Lamiales; Phrymaceae
Product: putative GPI-anchored protein At5g19250
Source: RefSeq, a predicted model, not a curated record